Alosa alosa (allis shad) is the source of this 2998-nucleotide messenger RNA. RefSeq names its product replication protein A1 (gene rpa1). Gene Ontology annotation, biological process: nucleotide-excision repair; meiotic cell cycle; DNA replication. Gene Ontology annotation, cellular component: nucleus; DNA replication factor A complex. Bases 131 to 1942 code for a protein of 603 amino acids. The record is from RefSeq and is a predicted model, not a curated record. Gene Ontology annotation, molecular function: single-stranded telomeric DNA binding; damaged DNA binding. NCBI's taxonomy places the organism in Eukaryota, Metazoa, Chordata, Actinopteri, Clupeiformes, Clupeidae. The transcript has 17 exons.
UAUUCGCGCGUUUGGAGAGAGUUGGCGCGCCUUGUAAGCUUGGCACAACAGACACUUUGCGUAGGAACACAGUGUCAGCGAACAUUAACUUUAACAUUUUGUCCUUUCACCAUUAAUAUUUACAGAAAACAUGGAUGUUGUUCUAACAGAGGGAGCAAUAGAGGCUCUGACUAAAGGCCAAGAUGUCAGCAGCCCAGUUUUGCAGUUGGUGAAUAUUCGCAAAAUCGAUGGAGGGAAUGGACCGGCCCGCUUCCGCCUCAUGAUGAGCGAUGGACUGCACACUAUGUCCUCUUUUAUGCUCUCAACACAGCUCAACCCAAUGGCAGAACAGAACCAGCUGGCGCCCAACUGUGUGUGUUUGCUGAAGAAAAGUGUGACCAACGUGCUCAAAGAUGGACGACGUGUCGUGGUGGUCCUAGAUGUAGAAAUCAUAAAAAUGGCCGAGGAGGUUGAUGGUAAAAUUGGUGAACCCACCCCCUAUGUUGAAGGUCAGGCAAAGGCCCCACAGUCCGCAGUGCCUACCCCUCCUGUCCGCCCUUUGCAGUCCCAGAAUGGAACUGAUGGUAUGAACAAGGGCUCAAACAAAUCUGCAUUUGGCAAAAAGCCACUGGUUGCACCCAAUACACCAGGAGGCACAUCCAAAAUUGCCCCCAUUGCCAGCCUGAACCCAUAUCAGUCCAAGUGGACUAUUCGAGCUCGGGUUACUAACAAGAGUGGUGUCCGUACAUGGAGUAACUCGCGAGGGGAGGGAAAGUUGUUCUCCAUGGACUUGGUAGAUGAAAGUGGAGAGAUUCGAGUGACUGGAUUCAAUCAGGAGGUGGACAAAUUCUACACGCUGGUUGAGCAGGGCAAGGUCUACUACAUCUCCAAGGGCUCGCUGAAGAUGGCCAAUAAGCAGUACUCGACCUUGAAGAAUGACUAUGAAAUGACGUUGAAUGGUGACUCCUCUGUUAUCCCUUGCGAGGACAGCCACGAUGUGCCCACCUUGCAGUGCAACUUCGUGCCUAUCGGAGACCUGGAGGCGCAUGACAAGGAUGCUAUCGUAGAUGUGAUCGGUGUAGUCAAGACCGUGGAGGACGUGACUCGCAUCACCACCAAAAACAGCCGUGAGGUGUCCAAGAGGAACGUCCACCUGAUGGACAUGUCUGCCCGAGUCAUCACCCUCACCAUGUGGGGAGCUGAGGCAGAGACGUUUGAUGGCAGUGGGCAGCCCAUCCUGGCCAUCAAAGGGGCACGUCUCUCAGAUUUUGGUGGCCGCUCUCUCAGUACCCUUUUUAGCAGCGUGGUCAUGGUGAACCCAGACUUGCCAGAGGCCUACAAGCUGCGUGGCUGGUAUGAUAAGGAGGGCCAUACGAUGGAUGGGCAGUCCAUGACUGAACUGAGGGGAGGUGGUGGCGGUGGAGGCAACACCAACUGGAAGACCCUGGCAGACGUCAAGAAUGAGCACCUGGGUCACGGAGAGAAGGCUGACUACUUUAGCUGCAUUGGGACGGUGGUGCACCUGCGUAAGGAGAACUGCCUGUACCAGGCCUGCGCCAGCAAAGACUGCAACAAGAAGGUGGUGGACCAGCAGAAUGGCAUGUACCGCUGUGAGAAGUGCGACAAGGAGUUCCCUGAGUUUAAGUACCGCCUCAUGCUGUCGGCCAACAUAGCCGACUUUGGGGAUAACCAGUGGGUGACGUGCUUUCAAGACACAGCUGAAGCCAUCCUGGGCCAGAACGCUGCAUACGUUGGGCAGCUCAAGGACUCGAAUGAAGCGGCUUUUGAUGAGAUCUUUCAGCAAGCCAACUUCAACACUUUUGUCCUCCGCAACCGAGUAAAGCUGGAGACGUACAAUGAUGAGUCACGCAUCAAGGUGACUGUGAUGGACGCCAAGCCUGUGGACCACAAGGAGUACAGCAAGCGGCUGAUCAUGAACAUCAGGAAGCUGGCUGUCCAGUAGAAAAGAGCCCCAUCCUGGCUGUGUCUCAGCAUCUCCCCUGCCUGCCCCUCCCCACUUCCACCAUUACAGCCACACUCUCAGCAGCACUUCUCUGGUGCCAUGUACCCUUUCUACUCUACAGAUGGAUAUAUGUUGUAGCUUUUAUUUAGUUGUAUUUGUUUUGGCAGUGCGGAGUCCUUCAGGUCUUAAUUGGCUAGAUUUGACCGUGCCUAAUUUUGGUUUUGCUCUGUGUGGCCAGCCUCCUGUGUUCAGCUCUUAGAACAGUCGGUGGAGUCAUUUAGAAUGUGCAGCCGUCCCCCUUGGCUCUGCUGGUCGUAGGAAAAGCAAAUGGUUUUCUCUUUUGGGAAACUGCUGACGAUUCUUUUUUUUUUUUUUCUUUUAUCGUGGCAGAUAGAAAAACUGGGGGAAAGGGGGGAUUUUAUGGAGAGAGAGAGAAGAUGGGUGGAUGUGUGAGAUUCGAGGGAGGCAGAAGGUAGGGCUGGUUUGAGAGCGAGUGAGAAAGCAAUGUAGGCAAGGGCCUACACUGUAGAACCGGGGAUGGAUGGGUGUGGUGUGUGUGUGUGUGUGUGUGUGUGUGUGAACCUGAGGUUUGCCAGCGGACGUGUGCUUGUGUGUGGUGCAGGUGGGAGGAAGUACAUGCGGGCGGGACUUAGUGCAGGAGUGUCGUUCAGCAGUCAGUCAGUCUGUCUCCAUGUGAAUGCCCUGGACCUGCACCAACCAGAUAAGCCCACUUAUUCAGCCUGUCUCUUUCACUCUCUCACACACACACACACACACACACACACACACACACACACACACACACACACACAACCUUCAUUCAGGCUUACUCACUCAUACACAAAGACACACACGCACCCCCCACACACACACACACACACACAUUAUUGAUAUUGACAUACAUAUACAUGUUAGUACUAAAAGAAGCUACCCAGAAUAUUGCAUAAUUUAUGUAGGUAGCUUUUUGUUUUGUUUUUGUUUUUUUCCUGUAUAUGUCCAGAACAUGUUGGAUUAAAAAAAAAAAAAAAAAAAAAAAAAAAAAAUAAAAUAGUAAAA